GCUGAAAAUGACAGCAAGCGUACUAGCAAGGGACCAAGCUUGGAGACUAAAAAGAAAAUCAAAGCUUGACGAAAAUGGGAAUUCGAGUCUUCAAAUCUUCUAGUUAAAAAUCUUCCCUUAAACUAUGCGAUUCAAGCUGUCCACGAGCUGAGCUUCAUCGAAUUCAACAAAACCAACUACAGGGUUUUACUCCUACUUCUACUUCCUCUCUUUGACUGUUAGCUCCUUCAAAUUUUUCUUCUCAAAUCCUCUCUAAUUUCCCCUUUUCUUUAAUACCCACUUUGGAAAAGGACAGUGGUUUCUGUUCCCCUUCUUCAUUUCUGCAUUUUCAGUCACCCACACGCUCCACCCCCCACCCCCCACCCCCCUUUUGGAGCUCUGAAAAUGGCUGCCACUGUCUUCUUUCUUUCUGUCUCCUCUAUUUUGCUUCUCUGAUGGCUGUUUUACCCUUUACAAAAAGGCUUUGCUUGUGGAACUACACAAGGAAUCUUAUAGGAGGAAUGCAUUGAAGAAGAUCUACUUUUACUGGAUUUCCUCCAGUUUUCUUGGAUCUACAGAGACCUAAGCAUAUCCUAGAUAGAACAUCUGCCCGCUACUGAAGUUCUAAUAACCCGAUUGAUGGGAUGGAGGAAUAUAAGUGAUACUGAUAGGUUCAUGGAAUUGGCAAAAGAUCAUAGAGAACUAGAGACUUGAUUAGAUCCCAAGAAAUGUGAAUGCUGUAGCCUUGUAAAAGAAGGGGAAGAAAGAGAAGUACAAUUCUACUUUGUGAUACUUGCUUGCUCCUUAAGGCUGAGCCUAACUGCCAAUUGAUUCUUGGUUUCACCCUCAACCAUGAAAGCUAGAUCAGAGAAUGGAUGGCAUUGCAUCAAGUCUCUUUACUUUAGAGGUAAACCAACCAAGGAUUUGUGCCUGUUGCAGAAGGUGAAGGCCUCCACCAGUACGCCGGGAGAAGCUCCAGUCUAUCUCAAUGUGUAUGACUUAACCCCUGCAAAUGGCUACGUCUACUGGGCUGGCCUUGGUAUCUUUCACUCUGGUAUAGAAGUUUAUGGCAUUGAAUAUGCCUUUGGAGCCCACGACUACCCGACGAGUGGUAUCUUUGAGGUAGAACCCCGAACAUGUCCUGGCUUCAAGUUUAGGAAGUCAAUCUAUAUCGGCACAACUUGCUUGGACCCAAUCCAAGUGAGAGACUUCAUGGAGCGUCAAGCUGCAAACUAUCAUGGUGAUUCAUAUCACUUGAUCGUGAAGAAUUGCAACCACUUCUGUGAGGAUGUAUGUAGAAAGCUAACGGGGAAAUGCAUACCAAAAUGGAUUAAUCGACUCGCUAGAAUAGGUUCAAAAUGCAACUGCAUACUCCCCAAGGCACUUAAGGCCACGACCAUGCAACAUGACCCGAGAUUUGAGGGACAGGACAGCGAAAAGAAAAGGCUAAGAAGUGGCUUCAGUUGCUUAUCCUCAAUCUCCAUGAAUCAGAAGGAAGUUUCAAUAUCUUCACUGUUUCUACACUCCCACUAUAAAGGCUGCCUACCUCCAUGGGAACUAAAAAGAUCGAAAAGCUGGUCGUUCAAGUAAGGAGAAGACAACCUACCUACGCGGAUUUGAGAUAUCUAACAAGUUUUCCUUCUUCCAGUUCUUGGGAUAAUAGCCGUGGGAGCUGAUUGGUUUGGGCUUUGUGGAUUGAUCACAGAGGCUCUAAUCUCUCUCCUUUUUUCUCUCUUUUCACUUGUGUUUUUAAGUCUCUGAGAGGCUUCGUUCUGAUCAUUGACUUGGGGGAUAAUUCAUUCAUGAUGUGGAGUUAUAUCUUUCGGUAGAGCUUAGGAAUCCAAGUAGCUGGUCGGUUUGCCAAUGCCAAUGUAUAUUAGCUGUUCAUCUUCUUCUUCUUUGCUAAUCAUUGUUUUGGCAUAA
This is a messenger RNA of Cucumis melo (muskmelon), 1902 nucleotides long. Its product is annotated as deSI-like protein At4g17486. The record is from RefSeq and is a predicted model, not a curated record. Gene Ontology annotation, molecular function: deubiquitinase activity. Lineage: Eukaryota; Viridiplantae; Streptophyta; Magnoliopsida; Cucurbitales; Cucurbitaceae. Bases 832 to 1569 code for a protein of 245 amino acids. The transcript is spliced from 5 exons. Gene Ontology annotation, biological process: protein deubiquitination.